This is a messenger RNA of Laccaria bicolor S238N-H82, 4767 nucleotides long. Its product is annotated as WD-40 repeat-containing protein. The transcript has 11 exons. Gene Ontology annotation, biological process: proteasome-mediated ubiquitin-dependent protein catabolic process; ubiquitin recycling. NCBI's taxonomy places the organism in Eukaryota, Fungi, Basidiomycota, Agaricomycetes, Agaricales, Hydnangiaceae. Gene Ontology annotation, cellular component: nucleus; cytoplasm. Gene Ontology annotation, molecular function: ubiquitin binding. The coding region runs from base 1 to 4767 and encodes 1588 amino acids. The record is from RefSeq and is a predicted model, not a curated record.
AUGGAGAGGGACGUAUCUAGAUCCUGGGUUAUACCUGGGAAGACGAAGGCAUUCAAGGAAAACUUUACGCCGUAUGGUGCCUCCGUGUUCACUGACUCAUGCAAACUCAUUGGCGCUCAACCAUGGGAACUUUCAGCGAGUCGAGGUUACAAUGUUUGGGUGGGUGUUUCUUCACCCACCUCUGCGCUGUUUGUUCUGACUCUUGCCUCGGGAAUUCCAUCUGGGAGGAUCCAUGUUGAGCGUGACAAACACUUCCACCACUUGCAACUUAACCACAACAUGUCGAACCAGCCACAGAACAAGAAAACUUUCUCCUUUUUGCCAAACAGUUUGAAAUCAUUUCAAAGCCGCUUUUCAUCGUCGAGGAAUGCUGCCCAAACUCAAACGGGCCAGAGCGCGCAUGUGUCGCGGUCUGGUACAACUUCUCCAGUCAUGUCCAGGUCGCCUUCACCCGAGGGACACAACACCGAUGUUCAAUCUUCCCCUAGCGCAUCGGUAGCUGUCGUAGGCUCCUCCGGGAGUACAGUCAAGGAAUUUGCAAAAGACGUCUGGAGUGCGGGCUAUGAAGUGGUCAAAAUUCUCAAUCAGUGCUCAGGUCUCUGUCCUCCUUUGAAGACUGCUCUUAGCGGUUUCAUCGAGUGUGUUGAAUUGUACAAUAAGACAGCUGGAAACCACAAAGAGAUGGAACGGAUUUUGAACAAAAUUUUCGAUUUAGGGUCGGAGCUCACAGUCAAGCUACAGGAACGUAGGGACCAGCAGAAGUUGGAUCGGAUUAUAGGGAAGAUGUCGAAAUCGCUUGAAGAAGAGAACAAAAAGAUCAAAGCCAUGCUUAAACAAGGAUUUCCGCGUCAAUUGGUUCGUAAUAGCAAAUAUGCGGGGGAGCUCGUUUCCUGUAGUGUCAAAAUCAAAGCUGCUCUUGAUACAUUUUUUCACCAAGUUUUCCAGUCCCUUCCCCGCUCCCGAGAUGCAGCUUUCACUGCUGCUAUUGACUUUGAUAAUAUUCCGCGAGGGCCAUGCACUAAGGAUACCCGUGUUGAUGUCAUCAAACAGAUCAUGGACUGGGUAAAGGAGACUGACUCUAGAAAGGUGCCAUCUGUUUACUGGCUCACUGGACUGGCUGGCUUGGGCAAAACCACAAUUGCUUACACUAUCUGUGAGGAACUAGAAGAAGCAAGCAUUCCAUUUGUCUCCUUCUUCUGUUCACGUCAACUUGACAGCAAGAAUUCAAAGCUCCUCAUUACAACAAUCUGUCGUGACCUUGCUGAGCAAUUUUCUGGAUUUGCAAAUGCACUUGUACCUGUUCUGAAGGGUAACUCUAGGAUUGUAGACGCGAAUCUGCCACUCCAGAUGGAGAAGCUGCUUGCAGAUCCAUGGAAGGCAUCUCUUGCCCACCAUGACUGCCGUCUGGUGCCUGUAGUAAUAGUUGAUGCUCUUGAUGAAAGUGAUCAUGGAACUCAGUUCUUCCAAGAGCUACUUAAUCCUGUGAACUUGCAUAAGCUCUCAGGGAUCAAAUUUCUUGUGACAAGUCGGCCAGAACCUGCAUUCUCUUCAUUGGGAAAAUCAUUUCCUUUGAAUGCAGUUUGCAAGCUUCAUGAGAUUGAUGACUCCAAUGUUCAAAAAGAUAUUGAGAAAUACUUGUUCUCUGCACUCCCAGAUUUAAAGGAGGAUCCUAAUCUAGAAAAACUGGCAAGCCAGGCAGCGGGAUUCUUCAUCUAUGCUGCAACUGCUGUGAGAUUUAUAUCAUCUCCUUGUCAACGUUGUCAACACUUCUCAGUUACUCAGAAGCACACAGAGUUACAAAAUAUUGUGACCUCAUGGCCAGUAUCGAGUAGGGGGUCUGAACGAAAUGCUGUUGCUGAGCUGUAUCAACAGAUCCUGGGAGAUGCUUUUUCUGAUGACCGUAUCUCUAAUCAAUGCUUGCAGAUCCUCCACAUAAUCCUGUGUGCAGGGAGCAGGAUCAGUAUCUCUGUUAUAGCUUCUUUGAGUGAUACUGAUCAGGAAACUGUUGAAAAUACUGUGAAAUCUCUGCAUGCUGUCCUGUUUGUUUCUCCUAAAGAUCAAUGUGUAUAUUGGUAUCACACUUCAUUCCCUGACUUCAUUUUCACUCAAGAACGAGCAAUGUUCAGCAUCAUCCUGAAGGAAGGCCAAUCAAGUCAAGAGAUCAAUGUGUUCUGUGACAAAGUUGCUCGUCAUUCAAUGCUGGCUUGUCAGUGUUUCAUCAUCAUGAGAAAACUGUGUUUCAAUAUCUGUAACCUGAAGUCAUCAUUUGAGUUUGAUUCUGAUGUGCCAGGACUUGAUCAGGAGAAGCUCAGAAAUCUCCCACCUGUUUUACAAUAUGCAUCACAACAUUGGGCUACACACCUCUCUCAGGCAGCACCUGUGGAUAAUGAUACCAAUGAACUGUUGCAAUUUCUUGAUGACUUCCUGUGCAACAAACUAUUGUUUUGGAUUGAGGCUAUGAAUCUUAUUGAUGCUAAAUUUGAAUGUGCAUCAUUAUUGAAGAAUGCUGAAGAAUGGGUGAAUAAGGGAACACAAAAACUGGACAUGUCAGAAUACUUGUUAGAUGCUGCAAGUUUCUCAGCUUAUUUUGCAAAUAGUCCUGCAUCAAAGUCAACUCCACAUUUAUACAUUUCUGCAUUAUCUACCUGGAAUCAUUGUUCACCAAUCUGCAACUAUUGGAAACAGCAGUUCAGUUGUAUUCCAUCUAUUACACUGUCCACAGCUAAAACAAUUCCAUUACUGACAAUUACUACAACCAAUAAAUGGGUCUCAUGUGUUGCACUGUCUGGGGAUGGAAACCAAAUUGUUUUUGGUUGUGAAGAUCGUUCAGGUGCAUUACAGAUAUGGGAUGCAAAGACAGGCCAACAGCUACGGAAUCUGCAGGGUCACACAGCUGCUGUUACAUCUGUUGCAUUUUCACCUAAUGGCAACCAGAUUGUCUCUGGUUCCUGGGACACCUCAGUGCGAGUAUGGGAUGCAAAGUCAGGCUACCAGUUAAAAAAGCUGAAUCAUCCUGACUGGGUCCUCUCAGCAGUGUUCUCACCUGAUGGACACAAAAUUGUCUCUGGUUCUCGGGAUGAAUUAGUUCGAAUAUGGGAGAUCAAGACAGGCCGCCGGUUGUUGAAGCUGAAAGGUCACACUGAGUGGGUCCGCUCAGUUGCAUUCUCACCUAAUGGUAAUGCUAUUGUCUCUGGUUCUCGAGACUAUUCGGUGCGAGUGUGGAAUGCAGAGACAGGCCACCAGGACAUGAUGUUUCAAGGUCACAUGGGUCAAGUUAAAUCAGUCACAUUCUCUCCUGAUGGCAGGAAAAUUGUUUCUGGUGCUUGGGAUAAUUGCAUAAAAAUAUGGGAUGCAAAGACAGGCCAACAAUUGAAGGACCUGCAAGGUCAUACUGGUCCCAUAAAUUCAGUUGCAUUCUCACCUAAUGGCAAACAAAUUCUUUCUGGUGCUGGGGACAAUUCAGUUUGUGUGUGGGAUGUCAAGACAGGUGACCAGCUGGCAGAGCUACAGGGUCAUGCUGGUCCUGUCCAAUCAGUUGCAUUUUCACACGAUGGAAACUCUAUUGUCUCUGGUUCUUAUGACUGCUCAGUGUGGGUGUGGGAUAUAAAAUUUAGCAGCUCACAGAGAUUGCAAGGUCAUACCAGUCCUGUCCGCUCAGUUAUAUUUUUGUCUGAUGACCAAAUUCUUUCUGGUUUUGAAAAUGGGUUAAUGAAAGUGUGGGAUGCAAACACAGGCAAGGAGCUAAGGAGGCUGCAAGAUACUAAUUUUGGAGUCCUUUCAGUUGCAUUCUCAUCUGUUGGCCAAAAAAUUGUCUCUGGUUUAUUUAACGGAUCAGUUUAUGUGAGGGAUGCAAAAACAGACCAAUUGAGAAAAUUCCAAGGUCACACUGGAAUUGUAACAUCAGUUGCAUUCUCACCUGAUGGCAAUCUCAUUGCUUCUGGUUCUAAAGAUCAAUCAGUGCGAAUAUGGAAGGCAAAUGAAGGGCACCAGCUGAGAAAUAUGCCAGGCAACAAUGGUGGUGUCCUAUCAGUUGCAUUCUCACCUGAUGGCAAUUUUGUUGUCUCUGGCUGUAUAGACACAAGAGUGCAGAUAUGGAAUGUGAACACAGGCCAACUGAGGAAUAUUCAAGGUCAUUCUGAUUCUGUACACACAGUUGCAUUCUCACAUGAUGGCAAGUUUAUUGUGUCUGGUUCUGAAGACAAGUCAGUGCGAGUGUGGGAAGCAGAGACAGGUCAUCUUCUGUGGAGUAUGCAAGGUCAUACUGAUACUGUAAGAUCAGUUGCAUUCUCACCUGAUAGUAAUCUUAUUGUCUCUGGCUCUAAAGACAAGACAGUACGGAUAUGGGAUGCAAAGACAGGUCACCAGCUGAGGAAGCUGCAAGGUCAUUCUGCAGUUGUUUUUGCAGUUGCAUUUUCAUCUGAUGGCAAACAAAUCAUCUCUGGUUCACAGGAUUUCUCAGUGCGGUUGUGGGAUGCAGUGAUUGACCUGCCUGAAUUCUUCACCAAUGAUAAAAAAAUCAUCUCUGGUUUAGACAACCAGCCAAUACAUGUGUUGGCUACUUCAGAGGUUGCAAACUCAUGGGUUAUGGAAGAAGGCUGGAUACUCUCUGGUUCAAAAUUACUAAUUUGGAUUCCACCACCUAUUCGCAACAUUCUGCAUCAUCCACAUAGUCUUCUCAUUAUUUCUCCAUUUGGCUCUGCCAAAAUCUUUUUUGAGGGUAGCAAGCUAGGAUCCUUUUGGCAUGAGUGUUAUACUCCUAAUUUGUAA